AUGGGCGACGUUUGCGAGUCUUACUACCCGUCUGAUGAACACCACAGGCGUUUUUGGGAUGGCCAAAGCAACAAGGACGAGUGUGGAGCGAAUGUCCCUGAUGGCUUCCCAAAGGCCUUGAACUCAACACUGGCUUGGAGAGGCGAAGACAUCCAAGACAAAGAGACUCAGUGGAAGGUGAAGCUCUCUGACCAAGACAUUGCUUCCAUUUGUAACGCCGUGAGAGCCUUUGACGAGAACUCCCAUGAUCUUACCCAGAUUUCUACCACCACCUUCCCACUCCCCAUCGAUCUAUCGCGACGUUUGAGGCAUCUCUCGAAUAAUAUCUAUAACGGAACUGGGUUCCAGAUACUCAGUGGCCUAGACCCAUCAGAGUAUUCUGCCAGACAGAACGUUCUUCUACAUGCGGGCAUCAGUGCUCAUAUCUGCCCAGAGCGAGGUUUCGUGGACGUUUUUGCCAAGCGGCCCGUUGGUCAUGUAGUCAAUGUUCUAAAUGGCAGUGAUGGGCCAGCAUCCAUGGCUCCAGCAUUUAGUGAUGGCCCCCUGUCAUUCCAUACGGACCAUUGCGAGGUACUCUCAUUUUACUACCAAGAGAUGUCUCCAAAAGGCGGGCAAACAAUCUUGAGUAGCUCAUGGCAAGCCUACAAUGAGCUAGCCGCGCACUCUCCCGAAGUACUCCAUACGCUCGCUGAGCCAUGGGUGCUGGACUCAUUCAAAUCUUAUUCAUUGCAACCGCCACGAAAGGUGUGCUUCCUCUCCAAUUUAGGCCCUAAGAAUAUGCCACCGGUGCUCUUCCGAUAUUCUCGCUAUCCUAUCCUCGGUUGGCAGCGUAAGCGAAACUCAGAGCUACCAGCACCAAGCCAGAAGCAGAUGAGAGCUUUGGACGCUGUCCAGUUCAUCGCACAAAAGAACGCCAUGUCCUUGCCAAUUGCUCGGGGUGACAUGAUCUUCAUCAACGACUUGGCAGUCUUUCAUGCUCGCGGCAAGUUCAAGGACGGUGACGCAAGUAUGAAGAGGCACCUCCUCAAGAUGUAUCUUCGUGAUCCCGAACAGGGUUGGACGGUGCCUCAGUCUCUUCAGGAGACUUUCGGGGCGAGAUACACUCGUAAGCCUGGCGACCUUAGUCCAGAGAUCUGGGACAUUGACCACGAACCUGGUUUGGAAGAGCUUUCAUUUGUCAAUGGUUAG
Messenger RNA from Fusarium fujikuroi IMI 58289, 1188 nucleotides. RefSeq lists its product as uncharacterized. Bases 1 to 1188 code for a protein of 395 amino acids. The transcript has 5 exons. Gene Ontology annotation, molecular function: oxidoreductase activity. The record is from RefSeq and is a predicted model, not a curated record. Lineage: Eukaryota; Fungi; Ascomycota; Sordariomycetes; Hypocreales; Nectriaceae.